This is a messenger RNA of Vanderwaltozyma polyspora DSM 70294, 1902 nucleotides long. It is a transcript of the gene MLH2, whose product is annotated as mismatch repair protein MLH2. The transcript has a single exon. Bases 1 to 1902 code for a protein of 633 amino acids. The record is from RefSeq and is a predicted model, not a curated record. Gene Ontology annotation, cellular component: MutLalpha complex. NCBI's taxonomy places the organism in Eukaryota, Fungi, Ascomycota, Saccharomycetes, Saccharomycetales, Saccharomycetaceae. Gene Ontology annotation, molecular function: ATP-dependent DNA damage sensor activity; ATP hydrolysis activity; ATP binding. Gene Ontology annotation, biological process: mismatch repair.
AUGACAAUCCAAAUACUUAAUAAGGAUGAUCAGUCUAAGAUAGUUGCUACAUCAUAUGUGAUUAGCCCUUUCACUGCUAUUAAAGAGAUAAUAGAUAACAGCAUUGAUGCUGGUGCUCAUAACAUUCGAAUUGAAAUUGAUUCGAAGACAGGAGGUUGUGAAUAUAUAUCGGUUAAGGAUGAUGGUUGUGGUAUUGAUGCUGCUGACAUUCCUUUAGUUUGUAUUCGUGGCUCUACCUCUAAGAUAACUCAAUUUUCUGAGAUUCAAACAGCUAAAACUUUAGGCUUUAGAGGAAAUGCCUUAAACUCCAUUUCUAAUAUUAUGGGUUCCAAGGGUUCUCUGGAGUUUCAAUCAAAAACUUCUGGAGAUAUAAUAGGCCAAAGAUGGCUUGUAGAUAAAAAUGGUGUUGUUAAAGAUGAAAAAGUUUCUAAGAUCAAUUGUGCAAUUGGAACUACCGUUAUCAUAAGAAAACUACUUGCAAGCCUCCAUGUCAGGUAUAUUGAAUACUCGAAGCAUUCAAAAACUACAAUUGAUGAUGUUAAAACUCUAUUACACCAUUAUUCUACUAUUUUUGAUGAAAUAAGGUUCCAAUUUUUCAUGGUGUCUUUGAAUAGAGAUGGGUCAGUACUCGAAAGAAGAUUGCAAGUUACUACCGAACCAGGAAUCAGCAAUUGUAGAAAAAUAUUGAAAUUAAUUGGAAUAAAGGCAAUUAAUAAGGAUAUAUUGAUUGUAAAAGAAAAUGUCAGACUAAAUAAUGAUAUUUCAGUCAAUCUAAUCUUACCAAAUCCUGAGUGUGCCAAUGAAAUCCUUCUAAGUAAGAAGAAAUGCAAAUUUCUUACCGUAAAUAAUAGAAUAAUGUCACUGAAAUUAUCGUUCGGAAAAGAUUUAACAAAAGCAUUGAAUUCAGCUUAUAAAGAUUCUAACUAUACACUGCCAAAAUGUUGGCUUGUAAGUUUUACCAUAGAUCCAAAUGUUAUUGAUAUAAAUAUUGAACCUGAAAAAAAUGAUAUUCUAUUAAGACAAUCAGGGAUGAUAAUAGAUGAAUUAAAAAUUUUAAUUAAAUCUUUUAUAGAGGAAUGGGCUGCCAGCGGAGAAGAUACAGCCGUGCUUUCAAGAGCCAGUAAUACAACUUUAACUAAUAGAGAGAAAACAUUUGACAAUAAUAAACUGAUUGAAAUUAUCGUUACUGAUGCUGACCCAGUUAAUCUACUUACCGAUCAGAGAGAAUCUGAACGGUUAGACAAAAAGCCUGACCUAACCAAUGAUACUGUCGCAGCCUAUUCAAAGCACAAGAUAAGUGCUUCUAAGGUAGAACAUAAGGCCAAUACAGAAGACAAAAGUUUAUGUAACAGCGAAGAUAAAUUACAAAACUUAGAUCAAAAUAAGAAUGCAGAUUUAAUUACUAAAGAUAAAACUUUUCAAGAAAAUGAUGUACCCAAUAAUGCAUUUAAGUCAAUAAACAAGUUAUCAAACGAUUCUUGUACGAAGUCAAAUACUAGAAUAAUUGAUAAUAAUUCUAAAGCAUAUAUAAAUACAAAUAGUACAAAUAGUGCAGUUGGAUUGAAUUAUCCAAGUACAACCAAAAAUAGCAAUCUGAAAGAGAGAUUUAAUAAUCUCAAUCAGAUAUCAUCUGUUGCUAGUACAGUAAAUAAGAAGGUAACAAAAAAAUUAUCGAUGUUUUCAGAAUAUACAAAUAGUUAUGUGAUGCCAUAUCAAUUUCAUAAAUCAAGUACCAUUUACAAAGGAUACAAGAAUGAGAUCAUGUGGUUGAUGAGGAAUAAAAAUGUCAACGAAUACUUAAAGGAACUACUAGAUGAAACAACCAAAAGAUUAAAAAUAAAACAAGGAAUACUUGAAAAAUCAGGCAACGGAUGGUAUAUUUACACAGAAGAAAAAUUGUAA